AUGGACAGGGAUGGGCUGAUGAUGACCAGGGAGUGUUGACCAAGAAUGGAGCCUGCGGAGGCAGGAUAAUGUCUUGUGAGACCACUCCUCUAUUCCUGAAACACGUAAACAAUGACCAUCUGUGCCCUGUGCACCAUGUGCCUGUGACGGAUCACCACUCACUUGGUCAGCCCUGAAGGGUGGGGGCAGGGCAGUGAGACCCCCAGGACCCCCACAACCCACCAACUCAUUUCCAGAACAUUUCUGAACAUUGCUGAGCACAUACUGAACCUGCGCAGUGAUGACAGACCCCCGCCUAUGGGGUGAGCACAUUGGGUUAUAAAAAGGGGAAACAUAAGUUUUCGGCGCGCGCCCACCACCUGAAGACUACAACUACGAGCAGAGAACAUUGCUGGAUCCAAGGGUGGUGAUAUCUUUUCUCUUUUCUCUCUCUUUCUUUCUCUCUUUCUUUUCCUCUCUUUGUCUCUAACUUAAUUUUUGGCACAUUAGGGUAAUAUUGUCACAAGUUUGCAUCCCUGCCCGCAGCAGGGGGGUUGGAACUAGAUGAUCUUUAAGGUCCCUUCCAACCCUAACCAUUUUGUGAUUCUCUGAUUCUAUGAUAAGUUUUGCUAAACCAUUACCUUUCACAGUUCUGCUAAGUUUUGAGUAUUGUUAUACCUUUUGCCAAGCCUCUCUCUUUUGUAGUUCCGCUGAGUUUUAAGUAAAUUUGUGAUUUGUUUGAACCUCUAGAGUAAUUGUCGUUACUCCCUGAUUACCGUGCAGAGAAAUAAAAAGUUAACCUCACCCUAACCCCCUGAGCGGGAUGGGAAACCCCCAUGCUCUAGCAGAUCACAUUUCCUGUCUGAUGUCAUUCAUGCAUGAAUUUAUACAAAGUCUCGUUCAGCGAGUGUGGCUUUUUCACAGAUUAUUUCCGAAGUGUCGUUGCUACAUUAGCUGUCACGUGGGUCUCUCGCAUCCUUGUUAAAAGAGGAGGUAAUUAAAGAUUCAUGCUCAAGGUCAGGGCAAAUCCAGGGAACACAGUGGAAGACUUUGAAAACUGGAUGCUCAUCCUGUCCACCCUGCUCUGGGCACAGGCACAGACAGAAAUCGUUGGGGGCCAAAGCUGCUGUAGAAAAGGAAGAACUGGGCAAAGGAAGAAUGACUGGAAGCAGAAGACUUGUCACAGAGGUUGAGCAUGGGGACAUCUGCCCAGGAUCUUACAGACAGGUGAUCAGAGGAAGAGCCUAUGAACCAGGUCCUUGGGGAGAAAUUUGGGGAAAAGCAAGAGCAAUUGGAUGUUGUUUAUUCUGUUUCCACAUCAUUUGUGACCUUACAAACCUUGACUCUGAACUACCCAUGGUCAUUUCUCUCUCUAAAGACAAAGGGUCCUGGUCUGCUGAGAUGUCUUCUUGACCAGGACUUGUUUCAUUUCUCAGUAAUUUUCACUCCCACUCAUAGUUUAACUCCUGCAGCCGUUUCCACGCACUUUCUGUCUCUGCUGCAUCCUCAGUCAUUUGGCAAGAGGUGGCAAAGCGGUUGUGGGAGCAGAAAGGGGGAACCUGGAAGGACUGGAAAGGUCAUGAGAGACUGGAAAAACCUGACAGAGUCCAGAGUUGGUCUACAGGUAGCAACAAACAUCAUCGCUUGGAAACCUUGGAUGCUUCUGGAGGACAGAGAAGGAGAGCAAAACAAAAGCAUCAGAUCCCAUCCCCGCCUGGCCCAUGGGAGCCGCUGAGUGACAGUCUCCAGGCACAAAUAGUGUCACUGCAGGGAUGAUACAAGCUGGUUUUCUGCUUAAAGCACUUUUCUUAGUACAAGUGAGGUCAUUCUGAAUGACUGCAGACAAUCCAGCGAAAAUCCUCUUUUUUGCCUCCUCUCCCACUUCCCACAGAUAUGAAGCUCUCAUAUCAUGGCAGACAGAAAGGAUGGAGGAUGCCAGGUGACAGCUAUGAUCUUGCAAACGAUGAGCCACCCCGGACAAGCACAGCUGCCUCUGCUUUGCUCCAAGUUUUGCACAGUUCAGCCCAACAGAGUAAGAAAAGACUCCUGUGUUUGAGUCAGAUAAAUUGUUCCCCAAAUUAGCAAUGCAGACAUGGUCAGCAGGAGUAGACCUUGGGGGGAAAAAAAAAAAAAAAAAAAAAAGAUUGGAUCUGAAUGAGAUAUAAAAGAAAUUGCUACCUGGAGCCUCGUAAUAAAUUCCUACGCACAAACACACCCAUCACUGAUCACAUCUUAUGUGCUGUCACUCCCCAAACCUCAAAUUACUGUAAUCAAAGGAAGUCAAAGUAAACGCAGUCCCAGUAUAAAACCUUCCCGUGGUGCACCUUGCCACAUUGUUCAGUCUCUGAGGGCACGACGAUCAUGAAGGCUUUUCUGAUUGUCCUGCUGGUGGCAGUCCUGUGUGCUGAGCAAGUUUCCUCGCUGUUUUGCUACACGUGCGACAAUGAGCACUCCAACUGGAACUGUCUUAAAACCUACAAGUGUGAAGACCAUGAGAAAUACUGUAUAACCACAUACAGCUCUGCUGGGUUAGGAAAUGACGUGGGACACCGCAUCACCAAGAAAUGUUCUGCAGACUGUCCUGAGACGAACGUGAACUUCGGUGUGGCGGCUUAUUCCACCAAAUGCUGUAGUACCUCCCUGUGCAAUUUCAGUGGUGCCAACAGCAUAAAAAUCAGCUACGCCGUGAUGUUCCUGGGAAUUAUGGCCAGUUUGAUCUGUGUCAUCAGGGCAGGAUUGUGAUGAGGGGUGGGAGAAGAUGUGACAACCAAGAACCUACAAGGUAUUCCCCAACUAAGAAACCAACAUGCUCUGUCAAGUGUCUCUAACAGGGUCUAUGCUACCCUGUUUCUUCCAAGACAUUGCUUCAGAUCCCACCCACAAAAUGGCAUGGCAGUGUAGCUCCUAUUUUUUCCCCUGUAUCAUUUGCUGUUUUGUACUAAUUUUCCCUGGGGAAAGCUCUUUUGAUAGCAUGUGUGUGACAACUGUCAGACAAAAUAAAGAUUUAUGAUAUUCUAGAGUGUGUUUGCUAUACCCACACUAAGAUCAGCCUGAGAAAACAGCCCUGCCAGAAAGGGCUGCAGUCUGAA
Molecule: messenger RNA, 3068 nt
Organism: Grus americana (Whooping crane)
Lineage: Eukaryota; Metazoa; Chordata; Aves; Gruiformes; Gruidae
Product: lymphocyte antigen 6E-like
Exons: 3
Coding region: 2341-2721 (126 amino acids)
Molecular function (GO): acetylcholine receptor inhibitor activity
Source: RefSeq, a predicted model, not a curated record